AUGGCGGAAAAUUUUGAACAAAUUUCUUCCUUUAAAGUUCUCGACUCAAUUCAAGUCGAAAAGUACCGUUCCAAGAGAACAGGCAUUAACUUUUGCUUUGCUAAAGUUCCUGGGCCUUUGGUUAAUGGUUUCCUUUGUCUCGGUAAGUUGAGAGCAGCAAUCGUUAUUUUGUUACUAAGCCGCGAGUUCCUACCUAUUUUGGGUUUCAUCCGCUCAACAAACUUUAUCAAAAAUUUUUCCUUUGAGAAAAAGAAAAGAAACAAUUCUGGAAAUAAAAUCCCAAGCUCUUAAUUGUCUCAAGUAGCGCGUAAUAUUUCAAGGACAUCAAUUAUUUAAAAUGACUCGUAGACUUUAUGAGUCAAUUUAAAUAAUUGAUGUCCUAAAAAUGUCCCACGCUCAGUAAAACUUAAAAGUUUGUACAGCGCUACACGUGAAGAUGUAGAAUGCACGAGACAGUAGGGUUAGCGUCAGCUAAGAAGUUUUAAAAUAUCCAAGGCCUGAAGGUUUCUAUUUUCUUUGGGUGUUAAUAAGACAGUUUUUUCCUUAUAAUGUUUUUUAAUAUUAGUAAUUCUGAUUUAAAUGUUUAAUUUCUAGGAAUAUGUAAAUAUUUUCUUAGUUAGGAAUUUGAAGGUGAGAUAGUUUUUCAUCAGUUCAGCAAGAAUUUUUUCUGUAUUGCAGCAACUGAGGCUCAUGAUGAUGAUGGUUUGCCACACACCUUGGAACACUUGGUAUUUAUGGGAAGUGAAAAAUAUCCUUUUAAGGUGAGAUGAUGCAAAGCCUGGAUCUUGCAUUCUCUGUGUUCUUUGUAUACUGUAGUAAAAUAGACAAUGCAGAUUAAAAUUAAUUUCGGUUUGAAGCAAUUUCAAACAAGUAUAUAUCGAGUUUGCCUUUGUUUUUCAUUGUUUCAUGUGCCAUUUUGGCUGUUUGUGGUUUAAUUCAGUCUUUUCCAAUACUUGUGCAGAUUUAACAACCACUGUUUUGGUACACCUGUACCCAUUAAACUGAAGUAUGACUUUCACAGAAGAAAGAGGAGAUAAAACUGAAACUAUUUGGCCCUUUAGAAGUGUAAAACAAGAAAGGAAGAAUUAAGCGUAUUUCUUUAGCAUUAGCCACAACACUGGCAAUGAAAAAUGACACCACAAAAUCUCAACUGUUCAAACUUGAUUGGGUUUAUGCAGUUGAGACUCAAAGUAUAUUUCUGAAAAAUCAUUACGUACAUGUAUAUCUCAUCAUGGUAUGGAACAAAUGCAAGUGAUGGCAAGUCCAAGAUCGGGAAACUCCAUGCAAUGUUUUUCUGGAGUACUCUCAGAGAGAAUGAGUAACAAGAUUCAGGAAAUUGCAAUUCUCUUAUAUUUAUAUACAAACUCUAGUAGUUUGUAGUCUACGCUCUUUACACUGGUUCAUAUUUUAUACUGAGUUUGUGGAAUGGAGUUGUUGUUUCAUACCCUGUCUAUAGUCCUUGUUGCAUGGUCUGCAGACCAUGUUUUAUCCUGACUGUAAUAAUGUACAUGAAAAAAUUACAUGCUUCUGAUUGGCUGAAAACAAGUGCAUUCUCAUGUAACAUGUGUGCAAAGUUGUAACACAAGUGCAAAUUAAAAAUAGCAUGGAUGCUUUCAAAAUUUUGUCUGUCUUGCCUUCUGCAAUGUAUUCUAUGACUGUACAAUAUUAACAAUUAAUAACAUGAUUUCUCUUGCAAUUUGGUGUAAUGAGCACUUGUAAAUCUUUCAAAGACUAAAAUUGACUUGUGCUUAUUAACACUAAAUUACACUUGAAAUCUUGUUAUUGCCUAAUACUAAAUGCAUGCUCAACUUAUCUAUUUACUCUAUGCACAGUAUACUGUACAUGUAAUGUGCAACCUUAUUCUAAUAAAACAAUUUACAUAACUUGCAGGGUAUGUUAGAUUUAUUUGCCAACAGAUGCUUGGCACAAGGAACCAAUGCGUGGACAUCCACUGACCAUACAGCUUACACCAUGGAAACAGCAGGCAGUGAAGGCUUUCUGAACCUUCUUCCAAUCUACUUGGAUCAUGUGCUUUAUCCAACUCUAACUGUAAGGGACUUUUUAGCAAUUUUGAGUUACAGCUAUUGCAGUUUGUGACAGAUUUGUGAAUUGCCAGUACCCAUUUAUAUACUGGGUGGAGAGGGGCACCAUGAGAGUUAAUUGUUUUGCUCAAGAACACAACACAUUGACUCAGUCAGGUCUCAAACCAGGACUUCGGACCCAGAGUCUAGCACACCAUCCAAUAGGGCCACUGUGUCUCAUACACCCAGAUACAUAUAAACUGAAGAUUUCUAGCCAGCAGAAGCAAAUUUUUAAUAAGAAAAACUGUACUGUCUGUUAAGCAGAAACAUUACUAUCUGCCUCUUUACUAAAGGAGCCAAAGGAAUUAGGCGAAUGUUUGAAUUUUAAGGGAGCAAUGAGCUACAUGUGGCUUCUUGUGAGGAGUUCUUGGUAUGACACAAGAGACCACUUUUUACUCAAUCUUAAAUUAACUAGCACAUCUUGCUAUAAUCUAGGAAUCAGCAUAUAUUACAGAGGUUCACCAUGUGAAUGGUGAAGGUGAAGAUGCAGGUGUUGUUUACUGUGAGAUGCAGGGAAGAGAAAACAUGGAGAUAUCAAGAACUUACUUGAAUUUUACGCGUGAGAUCUACCCUGGAGUCUGUGGUUAUAAGGUGAAAGAUAUAUCCUAUCAUAUGCUUCUUGAAAUUUGAGCUUCAAAAUUUACUCAGUUCUCAAAAGGUUUGAAAAUAAAGAAAUCGAGCCUUGAGGUGAGACAGUCUUCUUACUUUUUAGCAGUUCUGUAAAUUAAGAUCGAACCACACUGGUAUGAGGUUAUGCUUUAAAGCAGAUUUGUACCCAGAAGAAAAGACUGCUUGAAAAUUCUGGUAUUAUUUGCAAACUUACUCACUAAUGAAACAAAUUUACAAUGUACAUCACUGUAUGUUAACAAGCCAAAUCACUUAAUGUAGUGUUAAAUGUAGCAUAAGGCUUUGCUGAAACUCUCUUUGUGAUGAUGGUGCAUAAAUAAGAUUUUAGUUGUUGAGAAAAAUAUGAUCUGUACUGCUCAAAUAGAUGAAAUCACCAAAACUGAGAAGGGAAAGGAUUGUGCAAUGGUUGAAUAUACUUCACUUACAAGGCUGCUCCUCUUUUUUUAAGGCAUAUAGGUGAAGUUGUGUGGGCAAAAUUAAUUUGUGAAAAAAUUAACUUUUGUUUAUUUGUUGAUUAGAUUGGGACAUCAACAUUCAUAUGCUGUUUUUGUUUCAUUUUAUGACAGUCAGAGACAGGAGGAAUCAUGGAAAAUUUACGGACAAGUUGUAGUCACACUAAGGUUAGCAACAAUAAUUUUUAUUACAGUCAAUGGUUUGAAUGUAGGAAUUACAUUUUAUUGUGUAGUCUGAUAAUCUGGAUUAGAAUAGUCCUGAGAAGGACUAUUAGUUAGUUUGUUAGUGACUGCCAGACAGUUUGAAAUAACCUCAGAAGAGGUCAUCUUCAGAGGCAAGUGGAAGGCCCAUGCAAGGCAAUGUGAUUUCCAGACAAAUUGCAGCUGAUUAUGUUUUUUUUUUCUCUGCUUUUGCAGGAGUUCUUUAUGAAAGUGCUACUAAAAAUAAGAUGAUUGCAUGCUUAACAUGCUUAGCAUCUCUGAUUAGAUCCUUUUUAUUUUUCAAUAUAUGCUGAAAUGCAUCUUUGUCUAUACCAAAUUUACUCUUUUACUGCAUUGCAGGUCUGUAACUACCAUCAACAGUAUUACCGUCCAGAAAAUUUGUGUGUUAUCAUCACUGGACAGAUUGAUCCAAAUAAAGUCUUUGAGGCUGUCAAUCCCUUUGAAGAAAAAAUUAUUGGCAAGGUAAGUAACCUGUUUGUCCAAGUUUAUUCAAUCAGUCAAUUUUGUGCAAAAUAAAAUUGUUAUUUUAGACUCCUCCAUGUCCUUGUUGAAAGUUCCAGUCCCAAAAUUAUUGCAUGCAUGUGCUUCUUCUCUUAUUUCUGCAAAUUUGAUAUGCUCUUUCUGUCAAACUAAAGAUCAUUGUCAGUGUAUCAUUUUGGCCAAGCCCUGCUGUUUCUAGACAUGUUAUCUUACUUAUUUGUCUUAUACCCCACUCACACCAAAGCUUAAACAUGUUUUCAAGUUGUUGGUUAAACACGGUUGAAUAUUGUUUUCUUCAUAGCAACUGCUUACAACGAUGUUUGUCGACUUCAAAUAUAGCACAUUUGAAAUUAAAAGUUAGUGACUACUUGAAACUUGCUGGUAUGAAUGGAAUAUUAGAUUGUUCCAGGCGCGAUAGUAAACGGUGCAAGUGAAAAAAAAAAGAGAAAGGGUUGGGGCGGGUCGAGUAAUGGACACGACCCGACCAGGUGGUCCCAAAAGGCGUAGGGAAGUUUUGUUCAAGAAUUCUACAACUGUUCUCAACACAACCUAACUCAAGCCGUUUUUAUUUCCUCCGUUUUUUUUGCUUUGCGGUUGCUAUCGUAAGGUUUACUACUUCGCGUGGAUUUCGCUCCGUUUUAACUGCUGGACACCUAAAACAGACCAUCGUUGGCUUUUCCAACUUGUCUCUUUCCCAAGUCUUGAUAAAUUUCUCAUUUAGCUUCAUGACAUACCAUCAGUUCCAGAGUUGUGUAACUCAGUUAAGAACUUGUAAUUAUUGGCUCUCUUCGUUGUAAGAUACCACAAAAAUCUGCCAUAAGGAGACUUAAAGCAACUAAACCACACAUAAGGUGCUGAAACCUAACAUGUAUAAUAUUCUGAGAGUGAAACAAAGAAGUUUCUUGUAGCGGAGAUACCAUAAUCGUCACAGCUGAACGACGUAUCCACAGUGUAAGGUUCUGACCUUACCGACGAAACUAACAGUAAAAAAAUUACUAAACCUUUAACUCCCAAGAUCUCAUUCGUAAUUCUCCUUACUGUCUACCAUACAGUUCUUGUCAUGUUAGUUUGGAGAAUUUGGUAUUGGAUCAACCAAUAAUCCCCUAAUGGAUAUUUUUCUUUUUUUCUCAUCACUUGUUUGCUUUAUAUUGUAUCGAUAUUGUAAGGAGAAAUUCUGUCUUGGUCACUCAUGGGAGUUAAAGGGCAAAGCCGGGUAUUUGAUUCUCUAAAAUAACUGAGAUACUAUGAUCGCCCUAAUUGGUCAAAAAUCGAUCGAUUAUUUCUUUGGUAAACCCAUAGAGAAAUGAAGUUUAUGUCAUAAAAGCACUAGAAUGCACUUCACUCACUCGAAAAGUUUGUAAAUAGUUCGCCUCUGGCUCGUGAUUAACAAACUUUGCUCGUGUUCUCCCGGCAUUCCGCGUGGGUUAUUACGCCGGUAUAGAACAGACAGAAAGUGCAGUCAAUUGCUUAAACAGCUUUUAGAUACAUUAAAUUUGUCAAUGUAUUUUGGUUCAUCAUAUAGAAACCGCUAGCUCCAUAUGUAAGACCAUGGCAGACGCCAGUUCCACCGCUGGGUGAAUCUGUUGACAAAAUCAUCCCCUUCCCAACUGAGGAUGAAGAAUCCGGUUCUAUAAUGUUGGGUUUUCGAGGACCAUCUUGUGAAGAUCAUUACGGCCAGGCUGCAUUAUCUGUCAUUCUUGACUAUCUUUCAGACACCUCUAUAGCUCCACUGCAGCGGGAACUGGUUGAAAUUCCCGAUCCGUUUUGUAGUGAUAUUGACUGUGAUGUACUGGAGUUCUUAGAGAGUGCUUUUAUUAUCAGAGCUGAAAAUGUUUCAUUUGACAAGCUCUCUGCCGCCAAAGAAAAGGUAAAAGAGGUUCUUGGAAAUCUCGCAGAAGGUAGAGAAGUCAUCGACAUGGAUCGUCUUAAUGUAGUUAUCCAUCGAAAAAUUCUAGACACCAAGAACAGGUUUGAAAACCGCCCUCAUGACACGUUUGCGGAUGUCCUAGUUAGAGAUUUCCUUUACUCCAGCAAGUCAGAAGAUCUUAAAGAAAGGAUAGAAAUAAUUCAACGUUUGGAAAAGCUUCGGCAAGAAUCGGUGACCUUCUGGGUGGAUUUUUUAAAGAAAUACUUCAUUUCAUCACGAAGCGUUUCGGUAAGUACAACCUUGAGAAAUACCAUUGAAUUUAAGAGGUUAAGAGGGUGUUUUAAUCCCCUAUACCCUAGCAUCUGUACCUCUGUAUUCUCCUGAAAAGGAGAAUUUGUUUAGCAAUCAAAAGCUUCUUUAGUUGCUGAUCAUUUCUUAUAUUCUCGUGACCUUGGUGUGUGAUUCAGGAGUGAUAUUGUAAGGAGAAAUUAGAUGCUAGCCACUCUUAGGGUUACAAGGCUAAGAAUUCAUUUCCUGCGACCACGGGUGUGAUGGAACAAAGGAAAUAUUGUAAAUCCUCGGUUACAUUCUUACGACAGCGGCCAGGGAUAUUUUGAAGAUUGACCACAUAACUUUUUUAGAUUACAGGAAAACCAAGUGCGCAGCUAAUGAAAGAAAUGUCAGAAGGAGAAAAGAAACGAGUGGCUGAACAGCGGGAAUCUCUUGGUGAGGAAGGAUUGAAAAGGAAACGGCAGAGACUGGAAAAGGCGACAGACGAGAACGAGGUAAACAUUGAUAAACUCAUCACCAAAGGAUUUAUGUGGGUAAAGUACCUGGAAAGUCUAUGGGUGAAGCGAGAAAAUGCGUAAGGUUACCAUGACAACAAUGUGAACCGUCGAAAAAUACUUGCCAAUACUCACCGGCCGAGCUUGUACGAAUCUACUUUCUGUAGCGUCAUGGUUGUUAUGCUGAAACAGCCGCAUCCUAACUGAUUGAUUGAUGUCAGAGUGUAACAAAGUACUUGCAAGUAGUUGCAUACAGAGUUCUCAAUAAGAGAGGGUAGAUGGCCAAAACCGCCAUAUUUUGUCGGCUACUUUGACCUCCUUUUGCCAUAAUUCUGAUGAGAAAUCGUUCAAUUAUCGAAGUGCCAUCGAAGCAAUCUGCAUAGUAGCCAUAUCCCAGUUUGUGUGAGUCGAUUCGUCUUUCACAAUGUUCUCGAAGGUUCGAGCAAACUUCAUAGAAUGCUCGGGACUAAAUAGUUGCUGAUCUUUUUUUUAAACUGACGAAACAACGUCCACGGUAACUUGGCCGCACAUUAUUUCUGAUAUGACUUUUAAACUUAUUAACAACCUUGUGCACUUACCUAUCGGUCGCUGUUCGCGUCUUACAAAAAAACGGUUGUACCUUAGUGCUCCAUUCCCCACUUCUAGGUAGCUCCCCCUCCGGAUAUAGUGAACAGUCUCCCUGUGCCUUCCACAUCCAGUAUCAGUUUCCAUCCAAUCAAGAUGUUCAGUAACAGGCGGCAAGAUGGCUGCGAUGAUUCUGAGAAUGAAGCAAAGAAGUUUCCUGUAUCGGAGAUACCAUAUUCGUUCCAGCUGGACCACGUAUCCACAUUGUUUGCAAAGGUAGGAUCACAAUUUUAGCUCCAUGUUAACACUUUUGAUAUGCAUACACAAAAAAAGACUCGAGGGCAAAACCUUAACUGAAGUUGUUCAUAAAAUUUCCAAACUUAUGCUUUCAGUCCUGUGAAAGGUACGACACAGGCUUAUUAUUAUGCGAACAUGUGUAGGAAAGAAGCUAUUUCCAGCAGUAGGGACAUUUAGUGACCGACCGGUCAACUAAAGAAUUGAACGAACGAACGUGCGAAUGAGCCGUCGAGCGAACGAACUAAUGAGCGUACGUGUGAACGAGCCAACGAACGAGACAACGGACGAGACAACAAACGAGCUGACGAACGAGACAACGGACGAAUCCCUUUUUUCCAAAAAUAUGUUCAAUAUGCCUCCUCUGUGUUUCUUUACAGCUUACCGUUUUACUUGAUACAGCGGUCGUACCAGAGGAACUCAAACCUUACCUGAGCUUGUACCUAGAAGUGAUAUUCGAGUCCCCUUUGUUGAGAGACGGAGGUAUGAUGUGUUCCCUGAAUCCCAGCACAAACAUAUCUUUUAGUCUGCGCUUUUUUGAAAAUGCAAACUAUCUGUAGUUUUCCUCUUUCAAGUAACCUUGCAAUCAGUAAAGAAUAUUCUUCACACCAUUGUUGUGAUAGAAUUAACAUCAGGUACAGAUGCAUGUACAUGCCUCGUUCGGUCUGUGUCUAAGAACUCAAACACAAAAGAAGAACGCGAGCACAGUUUUACUUUGAUCGAUCAAGGUCAGCAUAUAACAUAUCUCUCACGGGCUUCACGUGUCUUUUUUUUUUUUUUUUUUUUUUUCUGUGAAGUAACACCUCCGACACAUCCUAUGGAGCAUUAUGGAGAAGUGUCAGGAGUCUGCGGGUCAUUACCAGGUUGCGGACACCAUCAGCUGUGUCAUCACCGAGGAAGCGCCAUAGAUCUAGCUGAAUUGAUGCUAAAUUUUCCAUCAAAUAUUAUCAUCGUCAUCAUCAGAUGAGGUGACGAAUCUACCACCCAGACUUAGGAGAAUUUCUCUAACUUCUAAUGAACCGUUAAAAAACUUCGAGAAGAAUACCAACAUGAUUAAACUGAUUUCUUGUAACUUCUCAUUUACUUGAAUUUCAGUUCUUAUUCCGCAUGAGCAAGUGGUAGCGGAGCUUGCUGCAGACACUCUUGACCAUGUGUCUUCUCUAGGACUGAAAGGAAGCAGAUUCACGCCAGAAGAGUUCCCACAACUUGCUUGCAUUACUCUAAAGGUUAGCUGCAAAUAUCAGAUGAUAUUUAGUUUUGCGCUCUCCUGUGCUUCAUAAUAACCUCGAAUACCCUACAUUGAGUCAGAAACGUUACAAUAUGUUUGAAAUAAUGUUCUACUUGUUUCCUGCGAAAUUCUUCCGUAGCUUGAAGUCGAGAAGUAUGAGAAGGGAAUCCGCUGGCUACAGGAUUUGCUGUACAAGGCUCAGUUCACGAAAGAUAGGCUCGAGAUUGUGGGAAAAAAGAUGAUGAAUGAUGUGGCGAGGUGAGAAUGCUGGAAAUAAGAAGUAAAACUAUAAACAACUGACGAAGUUUUAUUGUUUUGUUUUGUUUUUUGUUGUUGUUGUUGUUUUGUUUAUAUCCUUUAAGUAGACGGGUUUUUUUUAGAAGGGAAGUUUACUUGGAAUGUGAGCACAAAUGAUGUCCUUCUCCUUUGAUCUAAGAUCAAGAGUCUACCCUGUCCACCCCUGUGCUUUUGACUAACAAUUACCAGGCAUCUAUCCCUCCCAAAGCAUUACUGGGUCUUGGCUAGGCAUUAAUCCCCUUUUAGUAUAUACUCGUAUGUGGCCAUGUGAAAACUUUGCAAGAGCAGGCACUAAACAAUCUAUGGUUUCCUUUCACACCAGCAAGAAGAGAGAAAUGCGACCUGUGACUAAAGCUCUAAUAAGAGACAUUGUGUUUACUAAAGGUAAAAUUAAGAUUAAAUAGUUUAUAUUUAGCUUUAUAAAUCCUGAAGAAGCCUGGCAUAGGAAUAGCAGGAAUUGUGCGAUAAACAUAGCGACAGUGCCUCAUGAGAAACAUUCAUUAAUUUUAUAGCGCUUCACUGCUUUACCAUGAUUCAGAAAUGCCUUAUCUUAGAAUCUCCUUAUCAAUUACUUGUUUUUUUUGCCCCACUUUUCAGAAAGUAAUAUGUAUUCAGCCAACAUGGUGAGGCAGUACAGUUUCCUGAACCAGUUGAUUUCUGACCUUGAAAAUGAUGCAUCCAAGGUUUGUGAGCUUGUCAUGUAUGCUUGUAACAUGGUGAGAAUAACCCUGCUAACAUAAAAUAUAUAUAGCUGUUAAAGAAAGAUGUUUUUUCGUCUUGUCACGAGCGCGGGACAAAGAAACAUUUCUGAGUCCCCAUGAGGAAUCGAGCCUCAGACCUUCGGAUUCCGCGCUCCGAUGCUCAACUACUGAGCCGCAGAGACUCCAUGGUGAGUGAGGUCUAUUACGAAGUUCAUAUGACACGCGUCCUGCAUACUGCUAGGAUCAGCAAUGUCGAUAGCGUAAUGUUUGUAGAUAGAAAUGAGAGAGAUGGUAAAUUUUGAGCUCGGUAAAGAAAUAAAGAAAGAUGUUCUUUCGUCUUGCCACGAGCGCGGACAAGCGUUGUCCUUAUAGCUGUUGUGCGACACAUGAAACUUAUUCCAUUUUGGCAUAGGGCUGAAUGUAGGGCCUUCGUCUCGGUACAAAGGUCAUGAAGGCGGGCGAGGAUGGGGGAUCUAAGAUCCUAUUUCACAACCCAAAAUUUUCUUCCGAAAUUCAAAUUCUCGGUCCAAAGUGUGUCAUAAGGCCUAUUCCCAGGCCUAUAAUUCUCAGAACAGUUUGAAAAUGGUCCAUUCAUAUGGAAAAUUGUCUAAACUUUUUUUUUUCUUUUUUUUCAGGUCAUAGAAAAAGUUGAAAAGCUUCGAUCUCUUUUGACGCAGCCUUCAAACUUACGUGUUCACGUGGCAGCCGAUGUGAACAGAUUACCGGAUAAUCCGCAUGUGCCAUGGAAAACAAACCUGUUACCUGAUACCUCUGCUGUAAUACCAAAGAAGUAAAGCUUUUUUUUUUAUAUAGUCACCGAUGUUAAAUUUUCAUGUUACCUUAUGAAUGUUUAUAGCUUUAGCUGCGUCGAAAUCUUUUUUCGCAACAAUUUUCCUUCUUUUUGUUUUGUUACAGCAUCCCGCCAGUUAAGAGAUCCAGUGCUUACCUUGCCGAUAGUCCUAGCCAUGGUAAAAUAGUCGGUGUUGGAGCAGUGGAGUCGUCGUUUCUUUACCAAACCACUCGGUGUAUUGACAGUUUUGAUCAUCCAGACCUCCCCGCAAUCAUGGUGUUCUUGGAAUGUUUGACCACUUUAGAGGUGAACCAGCGUGUAAUUUACGAGUAUGGAGUCAAGAAAAACUUGAAAAAUUAAAUUUCUUGGGAAAAGUUAUGCAAGAUUGCUCUGGUCUUACUUCACUACGCUUAGUGAUUGGCCAGGGCAGCAUAUAAAACCUUUUACAUCCAUCCGGUGUUAAACAAAAGCCAAAUGCGACCUACUUAUCCACAUUUUCCCGCGCUUCAGGCCAUUGAGCUCUCAUUGGUUCCUUGUGUUGUUUUCCUUGUUCUGAUUGGCUAGUUGUGCUUACUUUAGCUUACACGCUCAAUCGAAAAGCGCUCUGUCUAAUCAAAAACAAUAUGAAGGGUUCAUUCCAAAGACAAACUAUCAAAAGUACAGAUUUUUUGAGAACUAUUCAACCCCAGAAUUUUUCAUGACUUUAAUGAACCAUGGUUACGGAUUUUUUUAAUUUUCGUACAACUUGGACUUGGUUGUUUUCUUUCUGUGGAAAAAGGUUAUAGAGCAUGAUGGAAAGCCUUUUACAAAACAUAAAAUUAAAAAUUAGGUCAAGAAAAUGUCCUAAAUCUAGAGCGGAUCAAGUAUGCUUUUAAUUUUAAUUGGAAAGAAUGUUUAUGCCUUUCCUCUUCCAGGGUCCAAUAUGGCGCCAAGUUCGCGGGCUGGGAUUAUCCUAUGGAUACGGGUAGGUAAUCUCACUGCUCUGAUAAAAAGGUUGGAAGAUUCAAACGAUAAGAACGAGAUUUUGUCAAAACAUUUAAGUGUUACUCCUGUUGGGAACGGGUCAACUUGAGUGGCUUGAAUAAAUAUUAAGCUAUCGUAAGGCGCGAGUGGAAAAAUCCUCAUCGCGCUGCUGCAGAGACAGGGAUCAAAAAUUAUAAUCCCUUUUUUGUUAUCUCAACUCGACCCAUGUUCUUCAUGGAAUUUACUAUUGAGUGUCGAAUGUAAUUCGGGUUUGCUUUAAUUUAGCCAUAGUUUGCUUUGUGAUUGGCUAAGAAAACUCGCGCUUCUUUCUAAACCAAUCGCAUUCAAAACUAAUCCCAAUCGCGACUUGAUCAUUUGCAUUUGUCCAAGUUUCACUGAGUUUGCUUGUGUAUACGUUGAGUUCUCAUUGACUUUGUGUGAUAUUUUCCGUUCCUCUGAUUGGCUGUUGUGAUUGCUUCGGUUUUGGUUUACGGCACUCAAUCGAAAUGUGCUCUAAAACGGACGCUGAUACAGGGUUACAAAAAACAAACAAGUGUUGUAUUGCAACACCAACUAGCCCAAGCUGUUUUCCAGUGCUUGGCACCACAUGCAUUUUUCCUUCCUAAAGGAUCGGUUCAAGCAAGGCAAACAUUUGAUCGAUUAUAGCAUACAGUUUAUGAUUCUGAUUGUUUUACUUUAUUUCAAGCAUUGAUCGGCCAGGCGUGUUCUGAUCCUGGUUUCAAACUGAACCAGUUGUGCAUUCUUCCGCGCUCGAUAAAUUUUUGCUAUAAAAUGAUAUGUGGAUUUCUUCUUUACACUUUUUACCCGAGUAUUUCGUUUGCAAACGCGUCUGUUUUUUUCCCUUUUUGUCUUUGUAGGCUGCGUGUUCUUCCGGAGAAUGGCUUGCUCUUUCUGUCUCUUGUCAAGUCAACUCAUUUGGUGAAGGCCUACAAGAAAACACAGGAAAUUGUGGUAAAUUAUUCUUUUCAGUUGGCACUUACCAUUUGCAAAUCAGAAGAGAAAAUACCUUGCCAUGAAAUCUGUGCACUAAGCCCCUCUAAGAUUCGCGACACAGCCGUCGAUUGUGUUAGUCCGUAGAAUUUCUUGACUUCGAGGUGUAGCCUUUGGUAGCUGUUUUCGCGGAUAGUUGCUCACGUUUCGAGCUAAAAAGAAAAGUACUCAUUUUGUGACAAAAAAGCGAAACAUUUCUUUACUUUCUUAAGUAGUUAUGCCAAAAAGAGGAAAUAUUUUUUAUACAUCUUAGAUUCUAGUAAAAUUGUUAUUGCUUUAACUUUAUAAUUGUCGCCUUUGGCGACAUAGCUUUUUAACGACCUUUGUGAGUCUGAAGAUGUAGCUGAACUCAGUAAUUUUGCUUUAAUUAAUAUUCUCACAUAGCGAUUACAAGAAAAGAAUCAAUGCAUCAAGGAACUUUGUUGCGCAGAAUUCACGUCAGCAGUGGGAAUAAAGUGAUACUUAUUUAGCAUUUUGUGUUUGUUUUUAGGAUGGUUAUUUGUCUGGUAAAAUGGCGUUUGAUGCCGGUGAACUUGAAUCUGCCAUCAGUAGUGUCAUCUUUGAGAUAGUUGAACGUGAAAAAAGCGUGUCAUCCGCAGCCUCUCAGGUAAGAUGCACAAGUGUUGUUAGUAAUGCGACCGUUGUUUUCUUGUGUCAUACUAAAUAUAGUUGUUUGACUAAGAAAGGAGGCAAAAAUCAAAGAUGAAAGCAACUGUGCUGUAGUUUAUGCUGAACGCUUUCUAAUCGUACAAAGUCUCUUGUUUUUGUUGGAAAACACUGUAAAAUAAAUAAAAAAGAAAUAAAUUAGAAGUUUCUGUUGGUCAUUUUGGUUAUGGUGAUUGGAAUGUUACUGAACUUUGUGCACGGUCAGUGGGUCCAAAAAAGUUUAAAAAAACAUGCAACAAAUAGAUCUACCUGGGUUCCGGAACCCUUCAUCUCUUUAAACUCUGAUGUCCGUUUUCUUAACUUCAAAGCUUCCCUUUUCCAUGACAUCCUAUCUUUUUUUCCCCUUGUAUUAUAGUCAUACUUUCCUUGGUGUGUAACACUGUUUUCGUUAGGGGCCAAUCAUUUUUUAUUUUCACCUUUGAUUCGGACAGAAAAGGUCUUCGUUAUUUUUAUCCAGUCAUUUUGAAGCGAAACAAUAAGUUUUAGUGAUUGGGUGGGUGUGUUUGAAAUAGUAACAGUUUCUAGACGUCUGAGAAGAAAGUGUGCUACGUGCAAAGUGUAACAGGAGGAGGGUAACCAAAUUAACCCUUUACACCCAAGGAGUGAUAAGCUUCUAAUUUGUCCUUGCUGUAUCACCCCUGAAUCGCACAUGAGGGUCACGAGAAUAAAGAAAAUGAUCACCAACAAAGGAAGUUCUUAAUGUUAAACAAAUUCUCCUUGAAGGCACCAUACGAAAUGUGGAUCGAUAUGAGUAUCUGGGCAACUGCCCACCUACCCCUCCCCUAACCCAACAACAGUCAAUUGAUAACAAGUUAGGGUUAAUGUUGGGUUAGGGGAGGAGUAGGUGGGCAUUUGUCCAGAUACUGAUAGAAAACAGUAUGGAGAAUAUGCAUACUGGUGUUAGGGUGUAAAGGGUUUAUAGCGUUGUGAUCUUUUCCUCUUAGAGUUUGAUGUCCCAGUUUAGAGGUGUUGGUCCUGACUACAACAGGUUUGUCUUUAACAUCUAAGUUUGUGGUUUUAUGAAAGUGUAACAGGCGGAAUACAAAAGAUGAAAUCGUUUCCCUCCAAGUUUGCUUCGAUGGUUUUAAGUUCUUCACCUUUGUUGAAAAAAAAGUCCACUUUCCAACUCAGUUUUUUGCAACGUCCUUUUGGCUGAAAUUCUUAUUCUAGCAUUUAAAGCCCCCUACCUUAACCCUUUGACCCUUUAGAUUGACCAGCAUCUAAUUUCUCCCUACAAUAUAACCCCUGAACCACACGUUAAGGUCACGAGAAUAAACGAAAUGAUCACCAACUUGAGGAGCUUUUGAUUGUUACUCAAGUUCUCCUUGUCAGCACCUUACGAAAUGUAUAAAGAACAGUGUGGAGAAUGUGCAUACUGAUGUUAAUUUAUGAAGGGUUAAUGCAAAGUCAAACCCUAAUAUCAAUUACCCAUUCGUGGUUGGUUUUUACUUUUCUGCAGAAACCUGUUGAAAAGGAUACCUCAAGUAUCUCUAGAAGACCUGAUGAGAGUAGGACAUAAGUAUAUUGCGCCAUUAUUUGACCCGGCCCAGUCUUCUUGUGCCAUCUGUUGUCAUCCAUCCAAAGUGGAAGAAAUAAAAGAAGAAUUUAACAGGUGGGUGUGAAAAGAAACGACACUACCACUGAUUCUUACAAUAAAACGCUACUGUUGUGUGCAUCACAACGUGAUGUUAUACCAAACUUUUGUCAAAACACCUUUGCAAAAAAGCUUGCACAGCUUUAGGAGCUCUUCAGUCAGACAAGCUAUGACUGAAAUCUUUUCAAUCUCGGGAGAUGAUUUGCAUGGCCAUGUUCAAGUUUGAAAUUCCUUCACCACGUUCAUUGUGUUUCGUUAUUGUCCUAGACGCUUCACUGACACAUGAAUUCCCUCUGCGCAGGCGUUCAAAGUAGUACUGGUGAACUGUAAGGGAAAUCUAACGAAAUAUUCGAGAUGGGAAGGGAGGUUAGGAGGUAACCUAGAGGCGGAGCUAUAUUGUCAUUUUUAUCAUGGUAUGGAAACUAAUCAAGCGAUGUGGACAGCCUGAACUUUGAACCUUCGAUAAGUCAAAUGUUGUCAAAGUUCACUCGCUUUCAUUACACAGGAUUAUUGAUAGACUAAGGUUUUUUGUUGUUGUUGUUGUUUCAGUAUCAGCAAGCCCCUUAGUGCGGUAAAAUCACUGGAAGAAGAAUUCACAUGGACAACAUGAUCGAUUUUUCAGUGAACUCAACACCAUGCAGCCAUGUUUAGCUCUCACGAAUCACAAAUCACAGAUCACAGAUCACAGAUCACAGAUCACAGAUCACAGAUCACAGAUCACAGAACACAGAUCGCAUUUGGCGUAGUGUUGGUUGCCUGCUGGAAAACAGUAACUGCCUAUUUCGCCAUCCGCAAUGUUCACUGUGAUUUGUAAAACUAACAGGCUCCUAAUGACCGAAGUUGGGAGCAAACUUCUGAAAAAUCUAUUCGCGCGGAAAAGGUUCGCGUACUGAUGAACUGUGAAACUCGUUUUUGUCCCAGAUGCCCUAAGUCAAUUAUUGGCCUGGCAUCCAAUCAAACUGAAAUUAGCAUUCUCAAGGAUCUGCAGUAGCUGUGAGAUGCUGGGCAUUUAUAUUAACCCAUAAAGUAACAAUCGAGAACACUCCGCAAAUCAUGAUUAAUCGAGAGGAAAUUAAACCCGACAGCCUUGUCAAACUUUAUAAUUUUAAGCACUGAAAAAUGUCAUAGGACACUUAAUAAAUAGGUCAC
Messenger RNA from Pocillopora meandrina, 15771 nucleotides. The record is from the annotation of a GenBank genome assembly. Lineage: Eukaryota; Metazoa; Cnidaria; Anthozoa; Scleractinia; Pocilloporidae.